AUUUCAAAGUAGCUAAAAUGCUAAAGUUGUCCGUGAUGAGAUUUGAACACACAAUUUUUGGUUUGCUAGAUGUUUACAUUAUACGCCCACCCAUCUACUUUGACCAACCACCCUAUUUUAAGUAACCUUCUAUCUUAAAUAACCAUACCAAACGUAACAUCCCAUACACAUGGCUGUAUCCCGGAUUUACAUUUACUAUGCUACGUCUAUGAGACCAGUCUGCACUGCCAGGCGCAGCUCUCAUGGCCACGUCUCAAAACUCUUUGUAGGCUACGCAAACUAACACUCUGAAGGCAGGGGAUGUUUGCCUAAAGACGGUGAAUGUAAUACAACAGUUAGUUUUAGAGCUCUCCUCACUCAUUACGGUCUCGUCGCCCAGCAACACAGCGGAGAAGCACCUUCCCAGCAGCUCACACAGAGAGUCUCCGGCAUGCCGCGCUUCAGACUGACGCCACCGACCAUGGUGUUCCUGCUGCUUCUUCAGGGAGUGGCUGUGGUGCUGCUGUUUGGAUGGUAUGUCCAGCUCCCUUGUGGUAGCCCUCCUUCCCAGGGCAAGGUCCACGUGCUCCUGCUGUCCUCAUGGCGGUCUGGAUCCUCCUUCCUGGGCCAGGUGUUCAGCCAGCACCCGUCUGUCUUCUACCUGAUGGAGCCAUCGUGGCAUGUGUGGACCACUCUGCAGAUGCCUGGAGCCCGGGCACUGCGCAUGGCGGUGAGAGACCUGAUGCGCAGCGUCUUCCAGUGUGACAUGUCUGUCAUGGAUGCCUACACUCCCGCCCAGCACAACAUGUCAGCCCUCUUUAUGUGGAGCCACAGCCGUGCCCUGUGCUCUCCCCCUGCCUGCCAGCUCACACCCCGCCACCUCUUCAGCAACGAGACAGAGUGCAAGCAGAAGUGUGACAGGCCUGGCCUGCAGGGGGCAGAAGAGGCCUGUCGGACCUAUAGCCAUGUGGUGCUCAAAGAGGUGCGCUUCUUUGAGCUAGACUCCCUGUACCCUCUCCUGCAGGACCCCACUCUGGACCUGCGCAUCAUCCACCUGGUGAGAGACCCGCGGGCCGUGGCACGCUCCAGGGAGCAGUCAGCCAAAGCCCUAGUGAAGGAUAAUGCCCUGGUCCUGGAGCAAGGCAACACCAAGGUGGAUGACACACAGUAUCGCGUCAUGCAGGAGAUAUGCCGCAGCCACAUCCGCAUCCACGAGAGGGCCAUGCUCAAACCUCCAGACUUUCUACGUGGACGUUACAAGAUGGUACGCUACGAGGACAUGGUGAGAGACCCCUUGACAGAGAUUGACAGUAUGUAUCAGUUUGUGGGGCUGGAGAUGACACAGUCACUACAGGAGUGGAUCUAUAAGGUCACCCACGGUAAGGGCAAGGGCACCAAGAAGGAGGCCUUCCAAAUCACCUCCCGCAACGCAGCAGACGUCUCUCAGGCUUGGCGUACUACUUUGCCCCAUGACAAGGUAAGGAACAUCCAGGAGGUGUGUAAGGGCGCCAUGUCUUUGCUGGGGUAUAGGACCGUUGACAGUGAGAAAGAACAGAAGAAACUUGACGUGGACCUUCUGACUCCCCGUGAACGAUAUCACUUCAGCUGGCUCCCUUCCAAAACUGACAAACAAUGAGUAGAUCAUAUUUUCAGAGACCAAAUCACACUGAAAUGUAUUUGUGGGAAUGAGAACAAUGCAACUAUUCACCAACAGGAGGGUGUCAAUAUCCAUCCCCUAAGGGAAAUAGAACUGGAAAAAGAGCUUGGAGGCCAGUAUUGGUUAGGGGUUAAUGCAAAGUUCCCCAAUAGGUGAUCCACGGAACAUAAAAUACUAUCAAAUCACCAGGAAAUCAGCUAAAAAUGAUUUUAAUUUAGGAAAUCCAUGCCCAAGUAUUUACACUAAUAAAUAGAGAGGCAUAUGUGAUCGUAUCCCAGUGUAAUCAAGGUUUGAAAUGAUUCUGUUUUUGUCAAAUACUAUAUCUGAUGAGUCUGUUUUUGUCAAAUACUAUAUCUGUUUGGGAUUCUUGCGAUCAGUUAUUCCUGCCCCCCUGACCAUCCACUCAAGGAAAUAUCAGCCCAAGGCUGAAUGCAAUUGGGGACCCCUGGGUUAAUGCAUGUCACCGAGAUGUAGAUCUGCUUUGGUUUAUGUUUACAGAGACUAAUGGUUAUGUUGUUUUAUUUUCUCAAUUCUAAUCUUUCUUUAUGUCAUUGUUGUAAUGUUCUAUAGAGUACUGAAAUAAUGGUUAGUGUUUGGGGAAGGAAUGAAAGAGUUAGGCAGUGGGAUAUAUCUUAAAUCACAUUGAUUUCCAACCUACACAUACCGGAGCCAGAGAUGAAGCCCAGCUCCGUGGCAUGAUGUUAUUCCCGACCGGGGUUUGAGAAGGAGCUGCUGUACUGUAGCCGUCAGUGAAGACUGAUGAUAAGCCCUCUCUCUCAAUCACAACCAGUUAUGCUCAGAAUGUAUUGUAGUUUGAAGCACCAGAUGAAAACACAUGUACAAGUGUGCAUGUGAGAAAGGGUGCAACUCAGUGUGCGUGUGAAUGCCUGUGUGUUUGUAAUGGUUUGGUGGUCUAUGAAAGUGGAUUUAUGGGUUUUGUUAGUGUGUAUAUCAUUUUAUAUAAACAGGUACUCCAUAGAACAAGGUUUAGACUUAAUCUGUGUCUGGGAAACCUUGCAAUGAGUGUUGGUCAGUGGCUUUGUUUAACGCCAUAAGAUCAUUAAUCAAGAAUAGAGUGACCUUUUACACACAACACAGCAUUGUUACACUGCAAAACAGUUUUGACACAGCAUUGUUAAAAAUGAAACAGUGUUAUGACUUUGUUAUGUCAUUAAAAAGUUUAUGCACCCUGCUCUUUGUUUAAGGAACAUUUCCAUAGUGUUGAAUAUCAAUGACAUUAUUUAACUGAAGGGCAUAAUUAAAUGUGGAAUGUCCUCAAAUAUAGUUAAAUAAAGGUUAAAUAAAAUUUUUUAAAUAAAUAUCUUUCUACUUUAUUAUGUUGUGACUGAUACUUUUAGGUGAGUCUGCUAUGAAGUUUGCUAUCCAUGCAGUCGUCACACUUCAAUAUGGCUCCCAGUAUAAUGUGAACAAAUCCCCUGCUAUGUAAGUUAUGUUGUUAUUCAUAGGUGUAGAAAAAAAAUGAAUUUGGUUAAAAUGAUAGUGGUCUGGUGCCACCACUUGAUUUGACUUUCUCACCUAGAUCUGGCUUUGUUAUACUUUGUUUUGUACAAAUGACAGUAAGAAUGCUUACUGUAGGCAAUGCUAAUGGAAUAAUCUUAAUUUUCCCAAUGUAAUUAUCUAAUAAUAACCAGAUGAUUUUAUUUGAUUAUGGUGAACUGAUGAUGUACUGGUGAUUUCUGAAUUGAUUUUGUUUGACCUGUUGAUUUAUUAGCAAUAAAUGUUACAUUUUA
Oncorhynchus tshawytscha (Chinook salmon) is the source of this 3387-nucleotide messenger RNA. It is a transcript of the gene chst6, whose product is annotated as carbohydrate sulfotransferase 6. NCBI's taxonomy places the organism in Eukaryota, Metazoa, Chordata, Actinopteri, Salmoniformes, Salmonidae. Gene Ontology annotation, molecular function: N-acetylglucosamine 6-O-sulfotransferase activity. The transcript has 2 exons. Gene Ontology annotation, cellular component: Golgi membrane. Gene Ontology annotation, biological process: sulfur compound metabolic process; carbohydrate metabolic process; N-acetylglucosamine metabolic process. The coding region runs from base 431 to 1615 and encodes 394 amino acids. The record is from RefSeq and is a predicted model, not a curated record.